AUGGCGCUAGCCCGAGUGACGACUGCCCUUUUAGCACUGCCUGCUGUUUCAGCCGUGGCAGUACCAGAUGUUGAGAUCAGCCCUGGAGUCAAGAUGCCCAUGAUCGCCUUUGGCACCUACAGGGGCUCCUUGACCACUUGCUCAGUGGUUGAAGGAGUGCACCAAUGGUUGGAGAUCGGCGGCCGGCACAUCGACACAGCACACAACUAUGGUACUGAAGCCGAUGUUGGCAAAGCUCUCCGGGAAUCCGACGUGAAGCGUGAGGAUAUCUUCAUCACGACCAAGAUCCCUGGACCAAUUGGUAGCGAUGCUGUGCAGAAGAUGGUGCUCAAUGAGACACUUCCAAAGCUCGGAGUUGAGUACGUUGACCUCCUGCUGAUUCACACACCAUGCCUGGAUUUUAAAGACUUUCCGAACAAGUGCGGGUCGAAGCUGCAGAAGGAACGUUUGGACACAUGGCACGGCAUCACGGAGCUUCGAAAGCAGGGAAAGGUUCGGGCAAUCGGAGUUAGCAAUUACCUCGCGGAGCAAGUGAAGGAAGUGAUUGAUGAGUUUAAAGAAGCUCCAGCUGUGAAUCAGGUGCAGUGGCACUUGGCCCACCACGACGAGACCUUGAGAAGUGCCAUGCAUUCGUAUGGCGUUACUUUGGAAGCUUGGGCUUCAUUGGGAGGUCCAACAGCUCAAGGCGGCACAAGCAUAUCUUUGGGAGAUGAGAGGCUCAAGAAGUUGGCAGGACGCUAUGGCAUGAGCACUGCUCAAUUAGAGCUUCGCUGGGAGACGCAGCGCGGAGUGGUGCCAGUGACGGCCACCUGUACCAAGGACCAUGCUGUUGGCGACCUGAAUGCUUUUAACUUUACUCUCUCUGAGGAGGAUCUGGAGUAUUUGGAUGGUCUCAAGGCGGACUACGUCCCGAAGAUGUUCCUUCUGGUAGGUCCCAUGCCCCCAGGGACAGCGAGGAAAGUUGCUCACUGGAAGGCCAGGGCACUGCGAGUGAAGCAGACCGAGACCACUGCAGUGUGGGAAGAAAAAGAUGAGUUCAAAGUUUCUCCUGCUGCCCAGGUUUCUCCAGAGCUGACGCCAGAACGAACACGCUUUGGACAGGAGAAUUCGCCGGAUUUCCCAGCUGAAAAAGAGAACAACGCUGACCCUGAAGUGUCGCCAGAAAGAAAGACCAAACUGCAGAACUUGCAGAAGCUUACAGCCAAGUGGAACUCGCCUAAGGACGAUCUGACUGAAAAGAUGGAGAAACCUGACAAGAUGCAGGCUUGCCAGAGGGGGCUGCUAGAGACAGCCUGCAAUUCAUGGUUAUCAUUGAGUUAUCGUUCUCAUCCAAAGGAUUUGCAGGACAUAAUCGAUGAUAUCGAUGCACAAUUUUGGAACCAAGGAGCGUUGCUUCAAGUGUCUUUGAAACGCAUCAAUUGCAACUAA
Messenger RNA from Cladocopium goreaui, 1428 nucleotides. Lineage: Eukaryota; Dinophyceae; Suessiales; Symbiodiniaceae. The record is from the annotation of a GenBank genome assembly.